CUCGUCGAUGCGGGCUUGUUUACGGUUCUGCCAUUGGCCCCUUUUACUGGUGAUCCGUGUUUGAUUACUGCACUCGUAGAGCGUUGGCGACCCGAGACAUCGACCUUCCACAUGCCUUUCGCUGAGGUGACGAUCACUUUAGAGGACGUUGCGACACUGACUAGUCUAGCGAUCGACGGUGAUGCCGUCGUAAUAGACAUACCAGACCAAGACUGGAGGGAUAUGUGUCUUCGUCGGUUAGGAAGGGCUCCAACUGAACUUGGCGGCGGCGCCAUUAGGAACGCUUGGCUCAGGGAAACUUUCGAUCAGCUACCACUUUCGGCAUCACCAAAGACUACAGAGCAGUUUGCACGAGCUUAUGCUCUGUCUCUACUAGGAGGUGUUUUGUUCCCUGAUCGGUAUGGAGGUUUAGUUCAUCUGCAGUACCUACUUUUGGUGGAUGAUUGGCGCAGAGCGGGGAGGUUUGCCUAG
Linum tenue is the source of this 471-nucleotide messenger RNA. Lineage: Eukaryota; Viridiplantae; Streptophyta; Magnoliopsida; Malpighiales; Linaceae. The record is from the annotation of a GenBank genome assembly.